Messenger RNA from Phytophthora nicotianae INRA-310, 1335 nucleotides. RefSeq lists its product as hypothetical. Gene Ontology annotation, molecular function: hydrolase activity, acting on ester bonds. The transcript has a single exon. The record is from RefSeq and is a predicted model, not a curated record. Bases 1 to 1266 code for a protein of 421 amino acids. NCBI's taxonomy places the organism in Eukaryota, Oomycota, Peronosporomycetes, Peronosporales, Peronosporaceae. Gene Ontology annotation, biological process: lipid metabolic process.
AUGGUAUCGAAUACUAUCCUGUUGGUGCUGUUCACCACCUUCGUCGUCUUGCACGCAACUGUUGCCAAGGAGGAGGCUGCCGUUGACCCAGAUGCCGGUCUCAAUAUCGUGCAAAUCAUUCAAGCCCGAGGAUACGCCGUCGAGACGCACAAGGUCACGACUGCAGACCGCUAUGUGCUCACGAUGCACCGUAUCCCCAAAAGCUACGCCGAAACCCAAACGGGCUCUGCGGCUGCAGCUAACAAGCCGGUGGUCUACAUGCAACACGGUCUGCUGGACAGUUCGUACACAUGGGUCCUGAACUACCGCAACCAGAGCUUAGCGUUCAUCCUUGCUGAUCUCGGCUAUGACGUCUGGCUGGGUAACAACCGAGGUAACACGUGGUCGAAGCAGCAUUUGGACUACACCUCAGCCGACGACGAGUUCUGGGACUUCACAUGGGAGGAUAUGGGAAACUACGAUCUCCCCGCUAUGAUCAACUACGCUCUGAGUGUAUCCGGACGAUCGACGCUUAGCUAUAUCGGCCAUUCGCAAGGGACCACACAGGCGUUCGUCGGGUUUUCCAACAACCAGGAGCUCGCCAAGGUAGUGUCCUACUUCGGAGCGUUCACACCCGUUGCUUGGACGGGAGCUGCUACAUCUCCGAUCCUUGUCACUCUAGCAAAAACCUACGUGGACUCGUGGUUCCAACACUUUGGAGUGAACGAGUUCAGUCCGAACAACCCCGUCCUUCAAAACGUAUUGGGCAAGUAUGCCUGCGCCUGGGCAGGUGUCGUGUGCGACGGCUUCAUAGACUUGAUCGGUGGGCCCUCGAACAACAUCAACGCUUCGCGUGUACACGUAUACGUGACUCAAACGCCUGCCGGUAGCUCAGUCAAGAAUAUGGCUCACUAUGCUCAAGGUAUCCGCGACAAUACCUUCGCUGCGUACGACUACGGAUGCAGUUGCCUCCGUAUUUUGGGUAUUGGUCUAUGCUCGACUUUAAUCUGCGAGAACAAGGCCAAGUACGGCAGUUUCGACCCACCGGCAUACCCCAUUCAUAAGAUGGUGUAUCCGCGUACGGGAUUCUACAACGGUGCACAAGAUACUUUGGCCAGGAAGGCAGACAUCGACAAGCUGCGUGCUGGAUUACCGGAUGGCGCUAUCGUGUACGAUAAGACCAUUGACUUUGGACAUAUUGAUUACACGUGGGCGCAUAACGCUCGUGAACACGUCUACGACGAUCUCAUUGCGCAGAUCCAGCUCUACGAAGGUAAAAGCUACUGAGUACAGCCCAUCAACCUGACAUCGAUGUGUAGCGAAGUUUAAACAAUGGAACGUUCAUCUUUCUUGUCG